UGUUUGCUAUCAAAGUGGAAGUUCUAGACCAGUUCUAUCCCACUACUGACUGGUACAGAUUUAUAAAUCAUACUGGGACGGACAGCGAGCGAUGCCCCUGUUUCGGCAGCCGGAGGUCAGGAGCGAGAGGGAGAAACAGAAGCCGAAGAAAAGGAAUCGAAAGCACGAGUGUGACGAAGACGAGGAUCCUUCAUCCCUGAGGCGUCUGUGUAUCCUCAACCUGGCUGAGAACAUGAAGGAGGUGUGGACGCAGGACUACGCUCAGAAUUACAUGGAUCGUUAUUUCUUCAGAUACAUCAUGGGACCCUUCAGCCUGCUGCCUGGAGAUCUGAUCGAGGAGCUGCUUUAUGUUCUAUCUAAGAGGAAUCUGAUUUCGAGGGCAGCGCUGCACCUCCUGCUGCUUCCUCAACUGAACUCGCUCUCGCUGUCGCGCUGCAGCAACCUCGUCACUGCCAACCUCUGUGCCCUCGUUUCGGCACGAUGCCAGUCUUUGAAGUCUCUAGAUCUGAGUGGAGCUCUGAACGUUUCCCCAUCAGCUCUGUGUUCCCUCCUGAGCGGUCUGUCCCGCCUGCAGUCGCUCUCUUUGUCUGGAACUCCUUGUGACCCUGCCGUGAUCUCAACCAUAGCCCGGGAGUGCCCAGCUCUCCAUCACCUGGACGUCUCCCGGUGCCUUCGCUUGCGCCCGGGCUCCUUGCUGCCCCUGGGAUGCAGAGGGCAAAACCGUCUCUCCAGCUUGCUGGCGACAGAUAUCGGCAUGGGGGAGGGUGAGAUCGACGCGUGUGCUGCGGCUGCUUUUCUGAUGCUCGGCGUGCCCGGUCUGCGGCGCCUGGCGUCUGAGGGAGUCGGAGGAGCUUGCGAGGUGUUCGAAAAUAAGGCUUUUGAUCUGACGGAGGGGUUUACCUGUAGACAGGGGGUGCCUGGUCUUAAGGAAUUAUGGGACAGGAGAAUUGGUGGAAAUACGGAGACGGAAUGCGUCCAACCAGCGGAUGAUAGUUUCACGUUGGAGGAGGAACUGGGAGGGUUGUGCUUAGAUAAAACGAGGGGCAGUGAAGAGAAGACUGGUGAGUUUGGGUCAAGAUCGCCAGAUACCUUCAAACUACGUCUUCGAGAGGUACAAGGUGUGUCUCUUAAGAGUCUACAGGCCGUUGCCAACUUGUGCCCCGAGCUUUCGUCUAUUUCUCUGAACUGCCACGACGAUUUUAACGACGAAAGUGAGACCCGCAGCACACUUUUAACCCAAGGCCUGGAGAGGUGGUCGGGUCGCCUGCUCUCCCUGUCCCUGCAGUUCCCCGGACCUCUCUCGGACUUGGUUCCGGCUCUGGAGGCUUCCGGGUCGAGCCUGCGCCACCUCACUCUGGAGGGGGUCCAAGCCGACGGGAAUCUUCCCUUCCUAGCCCUCGUUCGUGCCUGUCCCAAACUCAACACCCUCGUGGUUCACAUCGAUCCUCCACCAUCAAACCAGGAAUAUGAUGAUGAUGAUGAUGAAGGUAUAGAAGACUGGAGUCUACCGUGUCUUCCAGACCUCCAGACUUUAACACUAAAUUUCUCGCUGGACGAGAGGCAGCUGAGGCCUGUUUUGUGCUGGACGGCCCUGAAGGGGGUGCUGUGGUCCUUGCUGAGGGGCGCCCCGCACCUCCACGCGCUGUCCCUGGUCGCCGCACCAUGCCGCCUGGAUCCCGUGUUCCGACUGGUCCUGGGUCGACACACCGAGCCGCUGCGGCGCCUCAGACACGUCAGCCUGAAGCGCUCGGACGUCACGGCGGAGACGGCGACGCGACUCGUGCACGCCUGCGGCCGCCUGGCCACCCUGGACGUGAGCGGCUGCCGGUCCAUGAGCCUGAGCAACGUCAAUAAGUUAGAAAGCCGAGCCCGCAGGAGGCGCCACAGACUACAGAUCACAUGGACGUGAGGAAAACGGAUUGAAAUGUGUUUUAAUUUAUAUUAAAACAUUACACUACAUGGCCAAAAGUAUGUGGACACCCUGUCAUCUCUGCAAAACAACAGACGGUGGUGGGUUAGUGGUUAAGGGUCUGGACUUCCAUUAAUUUAGCCACGUAGAGUAUCUACGAGAGUAAACUGAAAUACACGAAUGAACAAUGUUGAUGUAUUGAUUUGCCCCCUACCCCACUUUCACUUCUUGUUUGAACCACGGUUGGCAUUUAUUACAACCUGUACUCCGUUUGAAUGUCUAAAUAAAUUAUGCACUUAUUAA
This is a messenger RNA of Trichomycterus rosablanca, 2212 nucleotides long. RefSeq lists its product as uncharacterized. NCBI's taxonomy places the organism in Eukaryota, Metazoa, Chordata, Actinopteri, Siluriformes, Trichomycteridae. The transcript has 5 exons. The record is from RefSeq and is a predicted model, not a curated record. The coding region runs from base 92 to 1909 and encodes 605 amino acids.